This is a messenger RNA of Alosa sapidissima (American shad), 1557 nucleotides long. It is a transcript of the gene lbx1a, whose product is annotated as ladybird homeobox 1a. Bases 376 to 1179 code for a protein of 267 amino acids. NCBI's taxonomy places the organism in Eukaryota, Metazoa, Chordata, Actinopteri, Clupeiformes, Clupeidae. The transcript is spliced from 2 exons. Gene Ontology annotation, molecular function: DNA-binding transcription factor activity, RNA polymerase II-specific; DNA binding. The record is from RefSeq and is a predicted model, not a curated record. Gene Ontology annotation, biological process: regulation of DNA-templated transcription.
AGUGCCACUGGAUACAAUUGAUUAUCUCCCAAUCAACAAUAACUUGUUAGUAGUGGUCGAUUCCAGGCAGCUUUUUGAACCUGACCGUUUCAAGAAGCGGCAUUCUGUCGGGCUGUUUGACGUUGUGGCCACACCGCUAUACUCGGGGACCGUGGACUGGACCAGUGGCACUUUAACAGGACUUUUAGUCCCUCAACCCUGCGGCAAAAAGAUGCUUCAGACUCGGUACCUGUAAUCCCGGGAUUUUUCAACAUAAUUUCUGUCACUUGUUCCUGCGAUCAUUGAUAUUUUCUACUAGUAUCCACAUUUUGAUAGGGUAUAGUCCUAAAAUUUGCAAUCCAUAAUUGGUGUGUGUCGCGAGGUAAUAACAAAAUAAUGACCUCCAAGGAAGACGCAAAAGGCGCCUCGGUGGAGGACCGAAGACGCAGUCCUCUGGAUCACCUGCCUCCACCUGCCAACUCCAACAAGCCCCUUACGCCCUUCAGUAUCGAAGACAUCCUCAACAAACCCUCAGUGAAGCGAAGUUACACUAUUUGCGGGACAGCGCAUCUGAUCUCGUCCGGGGAGAAGCAUCCUUCGUCAGGUCAUCCACUGUCCAAUCGCGCACUUCUUACCCAAACCUCUCCUUUGUGCGCCUUGGAAGAACUAGCCAGCAAAACAUUCAAAGGCCUGGAAGUGAGCGUUUUGCAAGCUGCAGAAGGUAGGGACGGUAUGACACUGUUCGGGUCGCGGAAUACUCCCAAAAAGCGAAGGAAGUCCCGAACGGCCUUCACCAACCACCAGAUCUAUGAGCUGGAGAAGCGCUUCCUUUACCAGAAAUACCUGUCCCCCGCCGACAGGGAUCAAAUCGCCCAGCAACUGGGUCUGACAAACGCCCAGGUCAUCACCUGGUUUCAGAACCGCCGAGCAAAGCUCAAGCGAGACCUGGAGGAGAUGAAAGCGGACGUGGAGUCAGCCAAAGCCACGGGUACGGUUCCUUUUGAAAAAAUGGCUAAACUAGCAGACCUUGAAAAGUGCGCCAACGGGACUUUAGGACAUCCUAUGCCCGAGUCUCCCACGCUCUCCAGCCACGAGAGCUCAAACAAACUGCAAAUGUCGCCGUCGUCACCGUUGACAGACCACACAACGAGUAAGGAGUGCUCGGAAGACGAGGAUGAGGAGAUUGAGGUGGACGACUGAACCUCUAGAACAGUACCAGCACAUAUAUCACGGUUUCUGAUAGCGCUAAAAGUGCCAUUAACGCACCAAAUGUAUUUAUGUGACUUUUAUAUAAACGAAAAUAUUCAAACCAAGCAUGGACAGUCUCCACAAAAUCUAUUUAUGCAGCGACAGCUAUAUGAGUAACCUAUUCGUUCUUUUAUUUAAUCACCUGCGAGAAAGCAAUAAGAGGUUCCCUCACACCUAACAUAUAAAUAGAAAAGACCCUGCAGGACUGGAAUGUGUGUGUAUGGGUGCGUGUGUGUGUGCAAUCAAACUUGCUAGUCCUCAGAAGCUACUUCUAGAUCACGGUCUCUCUCUCUCCCACUCCCUCUCUCUCUCUCUCUCUCUCUCUCUCUC